Molecule: messenger RNA, 999 nt
Organism: Cuscuta campestris
Lineage: Eukaryota; Viridiplantae; Streptophyta; Magnoliopsida; Solanales; Convolvulaceae
Source: the annotation of a GenBank genome assembly
CUCAAAGAAAAUAUUUCUAACUCAAAAAUAAUAUUUUGAUGAGGAAGAUGAAGCAAAGGAUGAAUAUAGCUCAAAGAAUAUAUUGGAGUGCAAGAGGACCAAACACACGUUCCUCACCUUUUCCUAAACCUUUCUUGAUACUUCAUCCCAAUUACAUCACACAAAGUCCACAAAUCAGCCCAACCAAACACCAUGUCAAAUACCACUCAAAACAUGACCCAUGAAGAACUUGUAGCUUCAAAUGCAGCCCUGCAAGCUCAAGUUGAUUAUCUAGCCAAACAAAUAGCCCAGCUCACUAAACAAAAACUAGCUAUGUUGCAAUCCAGUGAUGAUGAAGAAGACGCUAGUUCCAGCGCCACCAUAAGAACUAAAGCUCAAGAUAAGUCCAGUUCUGAUUUCAAAGUGGAUAUUCCCAUCUUUGAAGGAAAGAAUGACCCAGAUGAGUUCCUAGAAUGGCUGGAAACAGUAGAAAGAGUAUUUGAUUUCAAAGAAGUAUCCGACGAGAAAAAGGUCAAGCUUGUAGCCUUGAAGUUUCGGAAAUAUGCAUCUACCUGGUGGUCCAACAUCAAAACCAAGAGGAGUCGAGAUGAGAAACCCCCGGUUGAUACCUGGCAAAAGAUGAAGACUCUCUUGAAGAAGAAGUUCCUACCUACUGAGGAUAUGGGUUGCUUGGUGGGGUUUUGGGCUUUUCUUGAGUUGCAGGACAUGUUGGGGGAAGGAGGGAUGAAUGUGGGGAGGGCUGAGGUUGAGGGCCAAGUCGUGGGGGCCUCCUCCAUGGAUCUCGUCAAUAAGGGUCUCACGAACGCUACAUUUCGGAAUGCAAAGCCGGUUGCCAUGGAGGAGAUAUCCAUCCUUGAUGAGAAAGUCUCCAUAGGGCCGAAUGAGACACUUGGAAUAAGUGUCUUUGAAGUCUUCAUCCUCCUUGUAAAGCUCCUGCAAAAACUCAAAACUAACAAGUUUGGUACUAAGUACCGUUAGCAAUAAAUGUCUCCGGGAUAG